Messenger RNA from Struthio camelus australis, 642 nucleotides. The record is from RefSeq and is a predicted model, not a curated record. Lineage: Eukaryota; Metazoa; Chordata; Aves; Struthioniformes; Struthionidae.
AUGCCCUUCCCAGUGCUCCGUCUGCACAUAGGAAGCUGGGAACGACAAAUUCACUCUGCAGAGCAGCUGCUGAAAUGCUUCAUUCCUCCUCCCAAGCAUCCAAAAAUCAGCGUGUCUAGCAAAAGACCAAAGACAAAAACCACUAAGAAGUGCUCUCAGCGUGCCACUUCCAAUGUAUUUGCAAUGUUUGAUCAGUCGCAAAUUCAAGAAUUCAGAGAGGCUUUCAACAUGAUUGAUCAGAAUAGGGAUGGCUUCAUUGACGAAGACAACUUGCACAAUAUGCUCAUUUCCGUUGGAAAGAAUCCAACAGAUGAAUACCUAGAUGCCAUGAUGAAUGAGGCUCCAGGCCCCGUAAACUUCACUAUAUUCCUCACAAUGUUUGGUGAGAAGUUAAAGGGUGCUGAUCCAGAAGGUGUAACCAGAAAUACUUUUGCUCGCUUUGAUGAGGAAGCGGACAGGUAUGUGGGUUUAUUCAAGAAGACUUACCUGAGAGAGCUGCUGACGACUAUGGGAGACAGGUUUACAGAUGAAGAGGUAGAUGAGCUGUACAGGGAGGCACCAAUUGACAAAAAGGGGAAUUUCAACUUUGAGUUUGAGUGCACGCACAUCCUUAAACAUGGAGCAAAAGACAAGGUUGACUGA